Molecule: messenger RNA, 3270 nt
Organism: Dreissena polymorpha
Lineage: Eukaryota; Metazoa; Mollusca; Bivalvia; Myida; Dreissenidae
Exons: 11
Coding region: 107-1582 (491 amino acids)
Cellular component (GO): extracellular region
Molecular function (GO): chitin binding
Source: RefSeq, a predicted model, not a curated record
CUUAGGUUUGCUUAUAUAUGAAACACAAUAUGCAAUAACGCUCACAACUAAUUUCUGCAUUUUUUGUUAUAAGGUGGUUUGACUUGUGAACAUUGCAUUUCCUAUAAUGGAUCUUUUAACGUAUUUAUAUUUGGGCUAUAGAAUGGUGUUUAUCGGCCUCGUGAUGUGCACGUGCACGCGGGCCGAUACUGACGAGAGUCCGAUUCCAGUUAAUUCCGGGCCUUCGUGUGACUUUAUGGCGUUGCCUGGGUACCCGGAUGUCUACGUGGACACAGUAUUCUGGACCUCGUUCGAGUGCCCACGUGGUCACAUCUUCGCAAAUGCGCUAUGCGACUGUGUACCGGACAUGCGUGUACUCUCACCUUCCAAAACUACGAUAUCGCCAACAACAUCACCAUCGCCGACAACGACGCGAACUACCACCACCACCACCACCACACCUACAACAACCACGACAGUAGCAACAAAAACGAUUAAAAACAUUCCAAGCGUCUGUGCCGGUUGUCGAUUUGACAAUGGGAUUGGUUAUAAAAACCACGAAACCGAGUGUGACCUCUUCGUCACGUGUUACACAAGUGGUGCCACCAUUCGGGGUGAAGUAAGGCGGUGCGGAGUCGGAAAAUUUUGGGACCAGGCACUGCUCAUGUGCAGAGCUUCAACGGAUGUGACGUGCAAAACUGAUGUAUGUCACAACAAGGCGCCUGGAUACAUGUACGGUCACAAGGCCAACUGCCGCGCUUUCUGGACAUGCGAGGGCGGAGUGUCGGUGGGUCAGUGUUGUCCGAGCGGUCAAGGCUUCACCGCCCAGUACGGCUGCAUGGACACACCGGACUGUCUGGACACGUGCAUGGCUGAGGCUGUUGCGGUCGCGUGUGACAAGGAAACUGUGGCCAUGGAUCGCACGAAGUUCCGUCAGCGUGUUCCCGGCCGCGGUUCGGUGGAGAUGAGUUGCGCAGCGGGAACCGUCUUCAGGCAAGACUCCUGCGAUUGCCAGUAUGACGAUCUAAACGUCGUAGGUGUCGUUAAAGCUUGCCGAAAAGAGUUCGAGAUGACUUUCGACGACGACAAAUUGGCUGAUACAUCCGGUUACAACAUUCACCUGUACCACGAAAACGUCACCAUGGCGACAGGACAAGCAUGCUUUCACGGCGAUGGAGUGAUUGUCAUACCAAGAUUCUCCAACGCCUACCUUGGUACCGAACUAGAGGUGUCUGUCACGUUCAAGCUCGCCUCUGGGUCGGGCCCGGGACUCAGGGCUAUCGUGUAUAACGGUGACUGUGGAAUGGACCCGUCCAUAGUGAUUGCUGCCAGCGAGAAGGAGCUAAUGUUUCUGCUUCGAAAUGAGAGCAAUCAUACAAUCACUUUGACUUCGUACAUCAAUUCCAAGGGUUGGAUAAAAGCAUCUUUCACCCUUCACAAAAAUCGGAUGGCAAUAUCUCUGAACGGCCUCCAAGUUACAACGGCAUUGUUUCAUGGAAAUGUGGCCGUAAGUCGUUGUGGACUGAAACUUGGCUGGGGGGAGGAGUUCCAAACUUUUCAGGGCUGUCUUGAAUACGUUUCUUUGGCACUUUGCGUAUCUUAGUGAAAUAUAUCAUGGCAUUAACUCACACGUUGAAACACCGGCUAAAUGCGGAAGAAACCAUCGUCAUUGGCGGACAAAACACAUGUUUGAUUAUGUUACAUCAUAAAAGAUUUAUACAACUGAAGCUGUGAUUCAUGGAUUUCUAAGUUGUGAUACCAAAUAUAUGACUAUCCAUGAUUGUGUACUUAUAUAUGGUUGGAAAUAUACAAAGCGAUCCAAAGCCAGAACAAUAUUGGUGACUUAGAGUUGUGGGAACACACUGAGUAUUUACAAACAGGUAUUUCCCGGUUUCGACAUUAUGUUUAGUUUAAACCUAUUUAUUUUAGCUCGAUUGCAUAGAAAGUAAUUCCUACUUAUUUGAAAUGCUCUCGAGUCCGUUUCCUGGGCCUAGAACCAGUACUUGGUGUCUAUAUGGGAGAUCGAAAGAACGCUCCAACAGCGGGGAUCGAACCCGUGACCUCCCGGGUCAUAUUACAUAUUAGUGGCAUAUUACAAUGGCCACUUUCGAUUUUCUUGUAGCUAAUAAGAUAUUAUUUGUGUUAAAAAAGUGGCCAAUACAGUUCAAAGUGAACCAUAUCAUUUGGAAGCACUGUAACGUAUCUAAAAUGCUAUCCCUAAAUAGUAUUUAUUGAUUUAACAUUUAUACAGUUUCUAAAUAGUUUACUUCAAUUAAGCACAAAUACAAACGACGAACACAAAAGGAGCUGAACAAACAUUAUUUUGUUAUCAUUUCAGCAGUAUGCUGCUGUUAUGAAAUGUUCUAAUCCAAAUAUUAGCUAAUUAAUAACAGCUUGCAUGACCAUCGUUUGUUAUGGUUUAAAACUGCUUACAUUAGGCAAGAAAUGUAAUAAAUUCCAUUUCUAUGACACCAUGUCCAUUUCUCAUUAACUUGAAACAAUGCUACCGUUUAGUUUCCGAGUCGAUGUUUAAAUUAGAAUGGCGACGCUGAUUUAUAAUGGAUUGCAUUACGUGACCUCAUUUACAUUCAUCCAAAUUAAUACCGUUUCCACUCUUACAAAUUAGGUAGUGCGUCAAAUUGCAUAAUUAUAUAUUAUAAAACAUACGUAUUGCAGUCGAAAAUAAUAGCAUAUUGAGAUGUAAUCCAUGUAUGCCUAGAGGAAUCACCCAUCCUUCUAAAUUAGAUCAAUUUAUUUCCAAUAUUAGGGAUGUCUAGUAUAUUUAUUUCUAUAUUUAAAAAAAAAUUAAAGAAAUUACUUUCAGCAAACAGCGCAGACCCUGAUGAGACGCCGCAUCGUGCGGCGUCUCAUCUGGGUCUAAGCUGUUUGCCAUUGUCUUUUUCUAGACGCUAGGCAUAAAUGGGUUAAAUAGCUUAUAUAAUUCAAUAAACAUCUGCUACCGCAGCAAUAUUUAUAGUUGCAUAACACUGGUUGUUUCAAUAGCUCGAACGUUUUGUUUAGUACAUUAGACUGAAGUAUGAUAACAAUUACUUUUUUAAGUUAUGUAACAUAAUGUAUCAUGAAAUAUUCAUUAACGUUGUCUGUCGUUAUGUUCCUCCAUUAAAAAGACUUAUUUAAUAAUUGAUCAUGAAUAAUAUGAAACAUGUGUGUUUCUUGGCCUUUAGGGCUUGGCGACGUACGAUAAUGUACAAUACAUGUUAUUUAUAAUGUUUAUGUUGCCUUAUAUUUAUUAUUCUCUGUAAUCGUGUAUAUAUUACAUUGAUAAUAUUG